Molecule: messenger RNA, 1707 nt
Organism: Penicillium longicatenatum
Lineage: Eukaryota; Fungi; Ascomycota; Eurotiomycetes; Eurotiales; Aspergillaceae
Product: WD40 repeat domain-containing protein
Exons: 2
Coding region: 1-1707 (568 amino acids)
Molecular function (GO): protein binding
Source: RefSeq, a predicted model, not a curated record
AUGCAAGCAGCGGCCAUCGCCUUCUCCCCCGAUUCCAGGCUCCUCGCCUCAGCUUCAAACGAUCGCACCGUCAAGGUGUGGGAUGCCAACAGCGGCCAGGUCCUCCAGGCCCUCGAGGGCCAUAGCGAUGGGGUCCUCUCAGUGGCUUUCUCCCCCGAUUCUAAGCUCCUCGCCUCAGCUUCAGACGAUCGCACCGUCAAGGUAUGGUAUACCAGCAGCGGCCAGUGCCUCCAGACCCUCGAGGGCCACAGCGACAGGGUCAACUCAGUAGUCUUCUCCCCCGAUUCAAAGCUCCUCGCCUCAGCUUCAUACGAUCGCACCGUCAGGGUAAGGGAUGCCAGCAGCGGCGAGUGCCUCCAGAUCCUCAAGGGCCAUAGCGACAUGGUCCUCUCGGUCGCCUUCUCCCCUAAUUCCAAGCUCAUCGCCUCAGCUUCAUACGAUCGCACCAUCAAGGUGUGGGAUACCAGCAUUGGCCAAUGCCUCCAGACCCUUAAGGGCCAUAGAGAAGGGGUCAACUCAGUGGUCUUCUCCCCCGAUUCCAAGCUCCUCUCCUCGGCUUCAUACGAUCGCACCGUCAAGGUAUGGGAUGCCAACAGCGGCCAUGUCCUCCAGACCCUCGAGCGCCAUAGCGAUGGGGUCCACUCAGUGGCCUUCUCCCCCGAUUCUAAGCUCCUCGCCUCGGCUUCAUACGAUCGCACCAUCAAGGUAAGGGAUGCCAGCGGCGGCGAGUGCCUCCAGACCCUCGAGGACCAUAGCGAAAUGGUCCUCUCAGUCGUCUUCUCCCCCGAUUCCAACCUCCUCGCCUCAGCUUCAUACGAUCACACCGUCAAGAUGUGGGAUGCCAACAGCGGCCAGGUCCUCCAGACCCUCGAGGGCCAUAGCGAUGGGGUCCUCUCAGUGGCCUUCUCCGGCGAUUCUAAGCUCCUCGCCUCAGCUUCAGACGAUCGCACCGUCAAGGUAUGGUAUACCAGCAGCGGCCAGUGCCUCCAGACCCUCGAGAGCCAUAGCGAAAGGGUCAACUCGGUGGUCUUCUCCCCCAAUUCAAAGCUCCUCGCCUCAUCUUCAUACGAUCGCACCGUCAAGGUAUGGGAUGCCAGCAGCGGCCAGUGCCUCCAGACCCUCGAGGGCCAUAGCGAAACGGUCUACUCGGUGGUCAUCUCCCCCGAUUCCAAGCUCCUCGCCUCAGCUUCAUACGAUCGCACCGUCAAGGUGUGGGGUGCCAACAGCGGCCAAUGCCUCCAAACACUCGAGGGCCAUAGCGAUGGGGUCCCCUCGGUGACCUUCUCCCCCGAUUCCAAGCUCCUCGCCUCGGCUUCAUACGAUCGUACCGUCAAGGUGUGGGAUGCCAACAGCGGCCAGUGCCUCCAGACCGUUAAUGUUGGAAGAGCCACCUUGGUGAAAUCAUUCGACAUUAGCAACUCAUAUCUUGACACUAGCAUCGGUACCCUUUGUUUAUCUAGUGUUACAGAUAUGGGACUAACCAAUAGCAUCGACCCCGAACCGCCGCGAUUUCAAGGAUAUGGUAUAAAUUCCGAGGGUACAUGCAUCACUUGGAACUCGGAGACUUUGCUGUGGUUACCACCGGAGUACCGGCCACUCACUUCCGCCUUGUCGACAUCGACAAUAUGUCUUGGUUGCGCUUCGGGGCGGGUGCUAUUUAUCACCUUUGAUUCCCAGAAAUUACCAAAUUUUCUUGUCAAGCGCUGA